GAAAUAAGGAUUUCGAUAAAGAAGGUCUCUAUUAGUUAUUUAGAUUCGAUUUUUGUUUAGAGGUAAAAUAAACCAACCAAAUGCUCAGAUUUUUUAUUUAUUGAGAUUUUACCAACUCUUUGCCUUUUAAUUAUUUAACUUCGUGUUUCUGUUUGCAGCUACUAUUCCUGAUGUGCCAUUUCCAACUCCAUAUCCAACCUGUGAAAGGCUCCCAGCAAACGUGGACUUCCCCCAUCCCACUGACACAUGCAAAAUCUGCAAAUGCAUAAAGAAAUUCAGCGAAUCGAAAAUUAGUUGUGUGGCUAUUGCUGGAUGUGUGACCCAACGCCCGUCAACGCUAUCACCGGUUCCAGAGCUUCCCAGAGUGACGUCCACCAUCGCUGACAGUGUGCCUACGAGUCGGCCAUCUGUAAACACUCCCAUGGCCACAGGACCGAUGCCUGCCGUGCCAACCUCAUUAGCCCCUGGGCCGCUACCUGGUCCAAAGCCCCAUGAAUCCUGCCAUCCUUUCACCCCCAAGCAAAUGUUCCAGCAUCCUUGGGACGAAUGUUUGAUGUGCGUUUGCACUGAAGAGAUCACGGUCGGCCACGUCACCAUAGAAGUCAACUGUUACACUAAGAAAUCUUGCUGUUAUGAUGGGCAAGCGUCUACGGGUUACAUAUCAGUACACACGUCUCCAAAUAAAGCAGAAGAACAAACAUCACAACUCAACUCACUAUCCUUGCGCCAUCCAACUGCUUUAGAAUUUCAAGGUUCGGAAGGAAGCCUUAUGAUCCCAUCUAGUAGCCAGAGCAUUGAAACACAACCAUUAUAUACUGAAGAUCAGAAAUCGAAUGUUCUACAGUACAAGCCUGAAGUAUCUCAAUAUGAUCACAGACCUGGGACUGGACUGGCAAAUAAUUACCCAAAAAAUAUUUACCGAGGUGACGCGCCAGGUCAGAGUCAAUAUUUGAGUUACGGUGACACCCCAUCAGCUUUGACUAAGGAAGAGACUUUAGCGGAAAUUAUCUACGGAAGUCAGGCACAAAUUGCUACAUCUACUCCACAAAAUUUUGGUAACGAAAUAUCCAAUGCCAAAGCGUAUCAGUAUAGUGGUGAUUUAGCGCCUCCCACUGUUCCUAAAGGCCACGUAGUACCACCACCAUUAUAUUCGGCUCAGAUGUACCAAUCACCAGUUUUUUCGCACGGAAGUUCUUUGAUUCCUUCACAGAUGUUGGGCAGUCCGGUAAAUGGCUAUUCUCCGAGUACCCAAAUACAGAUGCUUGCAAAUGGAAAAUUCAUACUUAAAUCCGGUGAAGAAACUGAAAGUGAUGAAAACGAAUGAAGACUGUGAACUGCAUUCAACUAAACGACGACUUGGCAAGAACAAUGGAACCGAGCCUUGUGUGAGCGUAAAGCGCUUUUGUAUAUAACCCAAUAAAGCAAAACAAAUACAGAA
Messenger RNA from Bombyx mori (domestic silkworm), 1438 nucleotides. RefSeq lists its product as uncharacterized. Lineage: Eukaryota; Metazoa; Arthropoda; Insecta; Lepidoptera; Bombycidae. The record is from RefSeq and is a predicted model, not a curated record. The transcript has 9 exons. Bases 422 to 1324 code for a protein of 300 amino acids.